Molecule: messenger RNA, 2880 nt
Organism: Strongylocentrotus purpuratus (purple sea urchin)
Lineage: Eukaryota; Metazoa; Echinodermata; Echinoidea; Camarodonta; Strongylocentrotidae
Product: nuclear pore glycoprotein p62
Exons: 17
Coding region: 179-1972 (597 amino acids)
Biological process (GO): protein import into nucleus; RNA export from nucleus
Cellular component (GO): nuclear pore central transport channel; nuclear pore
Molecular function (GO): structural constituent of nuclear pore; phospholipid binding
Source: RefSeq, a predicted model, not a curated record
AGCUUCGGACGCACUUGCCAAGCUUCGGACGUUCAUGUGUAGCGCACGUAAAGUGCAUAGCGCACGUAUAUCGCACGUACAGCGUGUGCGCUAAAGUGCGCAUUCAUCGGAGGUUUGGAAACCGGAUCAAAAAUCGUACGACGGAUCUUGUAUUGAAGGUAGCAGAAAUAUCUUUGCCAUGUUUGGAAAGCAGCCUACGGCCCAGGGAGCGCCCGCUACCACGGGACUGUUUGGAAGCCAAGCACCAACUGCCCAGCCAGGGGGAGGAUUCGCGUUUGGUGGAACAGCCCCAGCUCAAGCUCCAGGAUCUGUCUCCAGUGGUGCAUUUGGCUUUGGGCAGCCCCAGACCAGCCAGCCUGCCACAGCGCCAGGGGGCUUCAGCUUUGGCGCUACCCCUUCCCAACCGCAGCAGGCACAGGCUACGUCCUCUUUCUCGUUUAAUAGCAAUACGGCUGCAGGGGGCGGGGCCGCAGGAGGAUUCAAGUUCGGGGAAGCCCCUAAGCAGCCAACUGCUCCUACAGCCACAGCCACAGCCACGGGAGGCUUUGCCUUUGGAACCGCAGCAGCUACCCCUGCUUCAACAGCUGCCCUCAAUGUUGCAAAGCCGUCUGGGUUCUCAACUAUGGGGACAGCCUCUGCAGGAUUUGGCGGUACUGCACCAGCAUCGACACAGCCUCAGCAACCAGUUACAGGCCUUUCAUUAGCAUCCACAGCUAAACCUGCUACUGCCGCAUCAGGGUUUCCGUUCGGUGCGACUGCACCAGUAUCCGCACAGUCUCAGCAACCCUCUACAGGCUUUUCAUUAGCCACGCCUGGGGCAGGAGGUUUUGCCUUCGGAGCCAACCCAUCUGGUGCCGCAGCAGCUCCCCCAGCUUCAACAGCUGCCCUCAGUGUUGCAAAGCCUGGGUUCUCGUUGGCAGGGCUCUCGGCAGGGACAGCCUCUACAGCUGCCAUAGCUCAACCCAAUCAGACGGCCACUUCCACUCCUGCAGCGGGGGGUCUGGCCGGAGGUCUUGGCGGAGGGAUCAAACUCGGAGGAUUUGCAGCACCGACAGCUACGCCUCAAAGCACAGCAGCAGCGUCCACUGGUCUGAAGUUAGGCACAAUGACAGCCUCAGCCCCAACAGGGGGCUUGACACUAAGUGCCGGCACAACCUCAACACCAGGAAUAGGAGGUGGUCUAAAGAUUGGAGGUGGCCUUGGAAUAAAGCCAACAGGAACAGGUCUAACUAUCGGCACACCUGCAUCCAGUGCUGCAACUACCUCCUCAUCGGGUCUUGGUCUACUGGGGCAUAAACCAGCAACUGCUACAACGACAGGAGCUGGGCUUGCACUUGGAGUCAAAGCUACAGCAGCUACUGGCGCUACCGGUCCUGCGGAGACAAUGUCUUACAGGGAGCUUGAGGAGUCUAUCAAUAAAUGGACGGUGGAGUUGGAGGAGCAGGAGAAGAGCUUCCUUCAUCAAGCCGCUCAGGUCAACGCUUGGGAUAGAACACUGGUUGUCAAUGGAGAGAAAAUCACAUUACUUCACAACGAUCUUGAAAAAGUGAAAGCAGACCAGCAGAGACUCGAGCAUGAAUGUGACUACAUCGUAGCCCAGCAGAGGGAACUAGAAGACAUCCUGUCCCCCCUGGAAGACGCCUGCAAGACACAAGAGGGCUCCCUCUAUAGGCAGCAUACAGACGUGGAGAGGGAAAGAACUUACCAGAUGUCAGAGAACAUAGACUCACAGCUGAAGAGAAUGGUACAAGAUCUGAAAGAGAUCAUCGAUCACAUGAACACAUCCAAUACAACCAUGGACCAGACAGAUCCGGUCAACCAAGUUGCCAAGAUCUUGAAUGCUCAUAUGAACUCAUUACAAUGGAUUGAUCAGAACACAGGUCUUGUGCAGCGAAAGGUCGACGAGGUCACGAGGCAGUACGAGAUGAUCAAGAGAGACCAAGAGAGGAAUGUUCAUCUCGCUUUUGAAUGACACCUUGAGACCUGUCGUACAACCCAUGCUCCUGCAACAACUGCUUCGUGGUGAAACUCCUACGAUUACCCAAAAUCUUAACUUUGACCCAGACUGCUGUACGAACAUCGGGGAACAUUCAGACAAAUCUGUUUUCAUGAAAUGCUGGGAACUCUGAUUUUAGGAAGAAACAGGAUUUAAAGCCCCACUGCACUACUUAUAGCUACUUGCUAUUUAGCAAACAAUGCCUAAUCAGUGACCAUUGGCCCCCCAUGAUCCCCUGUUUCCUCUGUUAAUUGUGAGCUGAUUUGAUGAGAUAAUCAUCUGUCGGUGACCAUGAUGGGAGGUCUAAUCCCUCCUGGCCAAACUAGUACAGAGGGGCUUUGAGUAAACUCUGCAUAGCUCGAUGACUUUUAUCUGUAAAAUAUCAACAAGCUUGAUGGAAAGUACAUUCAAUGAAACCAAAUGUGCUACCGGGCAAUUGCAUACAAUGUGUCCUGUGCGACAUACACUGUUUGUCUUUCUUCAAUUUAUUUCAUCCAAGAAUCAACAAAUGUCUUGAUAUGAAUAAUAUUUGUGGUACAAGAAAUAACCAUUUGUCAUAUAGAGAGAUUUUCACAUUUGGAUAAAGUACAGUCAAAUUGGUCUCACUGGCCACCUGUCUAUAGUGACUGGUCACCCAUAUUGCCUCACUCUAAAAGGAAAUGUGUCUUGAAAAACCUGUCUAAACGGGCCACAUGUCCACUGUUGCUACUUUUUGUGUUUUUCCUAGAAUGGCCGCAACAGACAGGUUUGACUGUAAUGUGCUAUGUUGUAUGGGACACAUUGCAAAGAAUCAACCUACGAGACUUACAACGUUGGUCUCAUCGACCUUUGAGAAGUUGUCUAAAGGUCCACUACAUGGACAUUUUUGUCUCAUGGGCUGUUGG